Molecule: messenger RNA, 1505 nt
Organism: Hypanus sabinus (Atlantic stingray)
Lineage: Eukaryota; Metazoa; Chordata; Chondrichthyes; Myliobatiformes; Dasyatidae
Product: gastrula zinc finger protein XlCGF8.2DB-like
Exons: 2
Coding region: 1-1074 (357 amino acids)
Biological process (GO): regulation of transcription by RNA polymerase II
Molecular function (GO): DNA-binding transcription factor activity; RNA polymerase II cis-regulatory region sequence-specific DNA binding
Source: RefSeq, a predicted model, not a curated record
AUGCGCAUUGCUGGGUCCCAGAUAGACCGAGAUCUCGUUCGUGGCGGUUUCUGGUCAUCAUUUCUACUGGCACACCAGUCAGUUCACACUGGGGAGAUGCCGUUCAUCUGCUCAGACUGUGGGAAGGCAUUCACACACUCAUCCACGCUACAGAGACACCAGCGUGUUCACACUGGGGAAAAACCAUUUACCUGCUCUGAAUGUGGGAAGGGAUUCACUCAGUCAUCUACCCUUGUGUCACAUUCACGAGUUCACACUGGGGAGAGGCCAUUCACCUGUUCUGAAUGUGGGAAGGCAUUCACAGACUCAUCCACGUUACAGAGACACCAGCGUGUUCACACUGGGGAGAAACCAUUCACCUGCUCCGAAUGUGGGAAGGGAUUCACUCAAUCAUCUACCCUUGUGGCACACUACCGAGUUCACACUGGGGAGAGGCCGUUCACUUGCUCUGAAUGUGGGAAGGCAUUCACAGACUCAUCCACGUACCAGAGACACCAGCAAGUUCACACAGAGGAGAAACCAUUCUCCUGCUCAGACUGUGGGAAGGGAUUCACUCAGAAAUCCAACCUGCAGACACACCAGCGAGUUCACACUGGUGAGAAACCAUUUACCUGCUCUGAAUGUGGAAAGGGAUUUACUCAGUCAUCCAACCUUGUGUCACAUUACCGAGUUCACACUAGGGAGAGGCCGUUCACCUGCUCUGAAUGUGAGAUUGGAUUCUCUCAGUCAUGUCAACUGAAGGAACAUCAGCGAGUUCACACUGGAGAGAAACCGUUCACCUGUUCAGAUUGUGGGAAGGAAUUCACUCGGUCAUCAGAACUGAAAGUACAUCAGCGAGUUCACACUGGGGAGAGGCCAUUCACCUGCUUAGACUGUGGGAAGGCAUUCACAAACUCAUACACACUACUGACACACCAGCAAGUUCACACUGGGGAGAAACCAUUUAUCUGCUCUGAAUGUGGGAAGGGUUUCACACAGUCAUCCAACCUUGUGUCACAUCACCGAGUUCACACUGGGGAGAAGCCGUUCACCUGCCUUAAAGUAGGAAUGGAUUCUCUCAGUCAUGGCAACUGAAGGAACAUCAGUCAGUUCAUACUGUGGAGAAGCCAUUCACCUGCUGUGCGUGAGAACGGAUUCACUCAGUUAAUGCAACCUAGAGGGAUACCAGUCAGUUCAAAUUGGGGAGAAGCCGUUCAGCUGUUCUGUGUGGGAAAGAAUUCAUUCAGUUCUGCAUCCUGUAGGCAAACCAGUCAGUUUACACUGGGGAGAAGCCAUUCACUUGGUCUGAAUGUGAGAAGGGAUUUACUCAGUUAUCCCAACUGCAGACACACCAGUGAGUACACACUGGGGAGAGAAUUAUUGUUAUCUAUAGAUUUGAAUGGAAAUUUUCUUUGAGUAUAAAAAUAGCUGUUUAAUGCUAGGUGCCAUAUCUUUAAUUUCUAUCUUCAAGUAGAAGACCUUGUCACUGCUCCUUUCCUGUUUUAUCAACCUUUAAUAAAACUAUC